Westerdykella ornata is the source of this 898-nucleotide messenger RNA. RefSeq lists its product as uncharacterized. The transcript has a single exon. The record is from RefSeq and is a predicted model, not a curated record. Bases 132 to 692 code for a protein of 186 amino acids. NCBI's taxonomy places the organism in Eukaryota, Fungi, Ascomycota, Dothideomycetes, Pleosporales, Sporormiaceae.
UCAUUGCGUGAUACAGGUGGCUCCACCGAGGAGAACUACCAGUAGCAUGAGAGUUGGACGUUUGUCACCGGAGGAAUGGUGCUGGAUGGGCAACGUUCAAUCAAGCCGGCACACGUAUAACCGUAUAGAUAAUGGCUCAGAGUGGCCCAGGGCGUCGUCGGAAGGGGGACAUGGAUGCCGCCAUUGGCUGUCAGGGCAGGCCGUCCCUGCCCCGCUUCUCGCAUCUUCCCCGCAUGAAGUCCCUUAUCUGCCACUCAAGGGGACAGAGAGGGGCAAUACUGUGGGAUGGUUUGGGCGUUGUUCGAGUCUCUCGACGUAUUGUCGUCGGAAGCGAGUUGAGCUGGAUUGCGCCAAUUGACCUUGACCACUCAAGGUUAUUGCAACACGCAUCGAAAAGGAGUAUCUCGCAGGCGAGAUGUGGUGAGGAUCAGGUAAGCAGGAGAAAGAGCCACGCACGCUGCCAUCCAUCCACUGUGGCAUGUCCGUGGAGGCGACGCAAGCGGGCAGUGCAACGCUUCGCUUUGCUGGUGGGCAACAUGGCUCCUCGGUCUUCUUCCUGCGGCUCUCACGGCAACCAUCGAAUUGCUCGCAUUAUUGGCGGCCCGGCCACGGUCACAUCGACAAAAGGCAUGCCCGUUCGGCUUCUAGAGCAUCUGCAGCGUGCCUGUUUCGGUGCCUAUCAGACGGCGUGAUGGUGCAGGUCCCGUAACACACAGCGUGGCGGACGAGUUGGACGACGACUGAUGAUUGGAGAGGUGUUUCUUUUACCGCCGGCGACCGUCUAGGCGGCCCUGGACGAUGGUGGACGAUGCAUGCGCAUGGUUGCGGAUAGUGGACUACUGGCGGCCAGGGCGGCUUGCGCGAUGUUGUGAGAGGGUUGAGGGUCGUUCCAAGAGUG